AUGUCUGCAUUUACCCCACCUUCCUCUUACGGCCAUGUACCUGGCUUCUCUCAGAUCAAGCUUUCUCACCACCCGCCAACGUCGCAGGAAGUAACUCCUAUUAUCAUUCUCACUCUCUCUCGAGUUGAGAAAAACAAUGCGUUCACGUCGACUAUGGAAAAUGAUAUGGUUCGUGCAUUCGAUAUGCUGGAUCAAGAUGACCGAGUAAAAGUGAUCGUUGUCACUGGUGAGGGGAAGAACUUCUGUGCGGGCGCAGAUUUGGAAAUAGGUCUUGAACGAACAGCUGGAAUUGGUCCUAAGGAUCAUAGAGAUGGUGGAGGAAGAACUGCCCUUGCAAUUCAUCGCUGUAGAAAACCUACUAUAGCUGCGAUUCAAGGGGCGGCAAUCGGUGUCGGCAUUACGAUGACAUUACCAAUGUCAAUUCGUGUUGCAUGGGAAGGGGCGAAGAUUGGCUUCGUGUUCUCUCAGCGCGGGGUAGUUAUGGAAGCUGCUUCAUCUUUCUUCUUGCCUCGACUCAUUGGACACUCACGUGCAAUAUACUUGACGACAACUGGUUCUGUAAUACCAGCAGCAUCUCCUGCUUUCGAAGAUCUCUUUCAUGCCAUUCUUCCUUCUCCAGAAGAAGUUCUGCCCUAUGCUCUUACCAUAGCUGAACAGAUCGCUGCUCAAACUUCGACAGUCAGUACAUAUUUGAUGCGAGAAAUGAUAUGGCGGAAUCCAGGCAGUGCUGAGGGAGCUCAUUUGCUUGAUUCCGAGAUUAUGUGGGAGCUGUAUGGAAAAGAAGACAAGAAGGAGGGCGUGAAGGCAUUCUUGGAGAAGAGGAGUCCAAAAAUGACGGGCGACCUGAAGCAAGGCAUGCCAAGUAAUGUGCCUUGGUGGGAACCCAUUAACACUGUACCGAGGAGUGGAAUUAGGAGUGAUAAGUCAAAGCUAUGA
Mollisia scopiformis is the source of this 936-nucleotide messenger RNA. Its product is annotated as ClpP/crotonase. Bases 1 to 936 code for a protein of 311 amino acids. The record is from RefSeq and is a predicted model, not a curated record. The transcript is spliced from 4 exons. Lineage: Eukaryota; Fungi; Ascomycota; Leotiomycetes; Helotiales; Mollisiaceae.